AUGGAAGAUAAUUAAUGUUUAGCUUCUCUCUUUGCUGACCUCUUAUAAAUUGUCAAGCCUUAAUCAGCUGACAUAUAACAGUUUAAAGAAGUCUCUAAUGAAAGAUUAAGAAAAUGUAUUCUUGAAUUAGUUCGAGAACUCACAACUCUUGUGUAGAAUCUGAAGGUACAAUUAGAAGAAUUCAAUGAUAACAAAUAUGAACAAGAGAUCUAAAGACUUGAAAAUACAAUUCGAUAACAUAUAAGAGUAGAAUAAUAAUAAAGAUUACAUAUAGAAGCACUCACGCAAAAACUAGAGGAGGAAUAUUAGAAAUAUGAAACAGAAGUCAAAAAUUAAAAUGAAAAAAUUAAGUAAUUAGAAAAUGUAUGUUCGUAAAUAUCAAUAAAUAAAGUCUAAAAUCUCAAUUAAACUAAUUUUAUUAUAGAUCCUAAUAAGAAAUCACCGACUGCUUAUGAUAGAUUGAAUUAAUUAGUGAGUGCCAAAACAAAAUAAUCUACUCAAUCAGCAUCAAUUAUAAAUUCAAAAUAGUUAUUAAAAAUUUAUUCAAAUCCACAACAAUUAUUUAAAAAAAUGCAAGAUCACAAAAACAUUGAAUAAAUGCAAAUCAGAGUCGAUACACAAUAGUCUGAUAAGGAAUAGAGUUUAUUGAAACUUCGAAGAUGUGUGGAAGACAACUAAAGUGGAAUGUUUCAAUCUUAGAGAAUCGAAUCCACUAGUUUGGAAAAGUAUAACAGAAAUUCAAAACUGAUGAGAAAUUCCACUAGACAAUCAUAGGUCAUGGGAAAUAGUUUUGAUCUUGUUUCAAAGACUAUGCAACAUUACAAGAAGUAGCAAAAAAGUAUUGGUAUUUUAAGAUAAUCAUGGAAGAAAUGA
Messenger RNA from Paramecium tetraurelia, 873 nucleotides. RefSeq lists its product as uncharacterized. The record is from RefSeq and is a predicted model, not a curated record. The transcript has a single exon. NCBI's taxonomy places the organism in Eukaryota, Ciliophora, Oligohymenophorea, Peniculida, Parameciidae.